This is a messenger RNA of Momordica charantia (bitter melon), 836 nucleotides long. RefSeq names its product outer plastid envelope protein 16-1 (gene OEP16-1). Gene Ontology annotation, biological process: protein import into chloroplast stroma. Gene Ontology annotation, cellular component: chloroplast outer membrane. The record is from RefSeq and is a predicted model, not a curated record. NCBI's taxonomy places the organism in Eukaryota, Viridiplantae, Streptophyta, Magnoliopsida, Cucurbitales, Cucurbitaceae. Gene Ontology annotation, molecular function: amino acid transmembrane transporter activity.
GUAGUGCGUGGGAAAUCAGUAGACUCCAAAUUAAUUUCAAGUAAAACUAUCGGUAGCGGCAAAAACAGGGCCAGCGCCAUCCUCCACCGAUGCCCAAGCUCGACGUCGUCAUCGACAUGGGCAACCCCUUCCUCAACCUCACCGUCGACGCCUUCUUCAAGAUCGGAUCCGUCGCUGCUACGCGUGCCGCCGCCGAGGAUGCCUAUCAUGUUCUUAGAAAAGGAACGAUUUCCAGUCACAAUUUCGAGCACACGUUGAAGAAAAUGUGUAAAGAAGGUGCAUACUGGGGAACCGUAGCUGGAGUUUAUGUUGGUAUGGAGUAUGGGGUAGAAAGGAUCCGUGGCACAAGAGAUUGGAAAAAUGCUAUGAUUGGAGGUGCUUUGACGGGGGCUCUGGUAUCAGCAGCGAGCAGCAACAACCGAGACAAAAUCGCCAUCGAUGCGAUUACAGGAGGGGCUGUUGCAACCGCUGCGGAGUUCCUAAACUAUCUUACUUGAACCGAGGUAUCCGGGAAGUUUAAAACAUGUCUUUUCUGUAAGAAAUAACAUUAAAAUGUUAGUGCAGCAGUCUAUACAAACUAUAUUUUGCAGAAUAACCAGCUUCACAUGAUUAGUCUCUCAUAGAGUUGCAGCCUAAACUAAUUAUGAAGGAAAAGAGAAAAGAGUAAGAGAGUAAUAGAAGUAUCUUGUUUCAUUAAUCAGAGCCAUAUGUUUUGUUGAGGCUGUAAUUGCUGCUAUAGUUUCAUGUUUUGAAGAACAAAAUUGUUGGAUUGGGUAGCUUUAUUUUCGGUAUUUUUAACAACAUAAUAAUUCAAGUUGGUUGACCUUUUAAAAUUA